UGCGCUCCCCCCUACCAAUUACUCCUCAAUGGAUGCGUUUGUUGUCGCAGCCCUGCGCACUCCCGCCCGGCCCGGCUCGCCUCCCUCGGCGGAAGCGGGGCACACAGACCAAAGCCAACUUCGGGCGCCCUGGGGAAGCCGGGCCGGCCACUGCGAGGGCUGCCCCGUACAGGCUCCGCGGGCGGGGCGCGGACGGGACUCGGGCCGGGCCGGGCCGGGCCGGGCGGGGCUGGGGCCCGGCUGCCUCUUGCCCCCUCCUGGCGCGAUCCCGCCCGGCACACUCCACCCACCCGCGGCUACUUGUGCCCCCCUCCCUCCGCGGGCCGCGGCAUUCCCGUGUGGGGCGGCCGCAGGAGCUGAGGGGAUAAAACACUUUAUCCUCUGUCCUGCCCCAUCCCAUCCCGGUACGGCGGUCAUGUCGCGGGGCCCGGCGGCGGCGGGGCGGCUGCUGGUGCUGCUGAUCUGUCUGAAUUAUGGACAUGGGCUCUAUGUGAAGGUUUAUAACCGAAAUGACAGGAGUGGCCUGCUGUCUCAUCCCAGCAGCCCAGUCAGACAGAAGAGAGAAUGGACAGUCCCUCCAGCUUUCAUACGGGAGGAGGAGGACAAUUCCUACAAGAAUCCAAUUGCUAGAAUACAUUCAGAUCUUGAAGAUACAGGAAUUGUAGUAACUUACACUAUAUCUGGUCAAGGAGUAACAGAACCCCCAUAUGGACUAUUUGUUAUCAAUGGAAAGACUGGUGACCUGAACAUAACAGGAAGGGUGGACAGAGAAAAGACUCCCAUUCUUCUUGUCCGAGGCCAUGCACUAGAUAAGAAUGGGGCAAAACUGGAAGAGCCAAUAGACCUCCCAAUUAAAGUUGUGGACAUAAAUGACAAUUUUCCAGUGUUUUCUCAUGAAGUUUUUGUUGGUUCAAUUGAAGAAUUAAGUGAAACAGGUACAAUUGUGUUGAGGAUAAAUGCAACAGAUGCAGAUGAACCAAAUAAUCUAAAUUCCAAAAUUGCUUUCAGGAUUGUUUCUCAAAGCCCUAGCGCUGCAUUCAGCAUGGAUAAGAAUACUGGCGAGGUUCGAGUGGCAAAAAUAAACCUUGACAGAGAGACUCAAAGUAGCUAUUCUUUGGUGGUGGAAGCAAAGGACCGUGGUGGUGAAAAAGGUGGGAAUGCUGCAACAUGUUCUUUAGAAAUCAAGAUUCUGGAUGUCAAUGACAAUCUGCCUGUUGUUGAAAGUCGUGCAUUUGAAGGAAGCAUUGAAGAAAACAGAGCAAAUGUGGAAAUCAUGCGAAUAAAAGUAUUUGACAAAGAUGAAGAGUUUUCUGAUAAUUGGCUGGCAAACUUUACAUUUGUUUCUGGCAAUGAAGGUGGUUUUUUCAAAAUUGUAACAGAUACCCAAACAAAUGAAGGAAUUUUGACUGUUGUGAAGGAGCUGGAUUAUGAAACAAUGCAAAGCCUAAACUUAGGCGUUGUUGUUACAAACAAAGCAGAGUUUCACAAGUCAAUUAAACCCAGUUACAAAGCAGAAACAAUUCCAAUCAAAAUUAAGGUGAUCAAUGUGCAGGAAGGCCCUGUGUUCCCCGGUGGCACAAAAAUUAUUGAAGCAAGUGAGAAACUCCAGAUAAAACAGGUUCUUGGACAGUAUCAAGCCUAUGAUGAAGACACUGGAAAAGUAGCAGAGCGCAUUACAUACAUGAAAGGAAAAGAUGCAGCAAACUGGAUCACUGUAGACUCAGUCACAGGUGAAAUCCGACUUGCUAAAAAUCUUGAUUACGAAUCACCUCAUGUAGUAAAUGGUACCUACACUAUCACCAUGUUGGGUGUAACUACUGAUUCCCCAAGGAAAACAAUCACUGGCACAGUCGUCAUUCAGGUUAAAGAUGAGAAUGAUAACUGCCCAGUUAUUGUGAACCCUGUGCGGACUGUGUGUUCAGAUGCAAAAUUAGUUGAUGUUACAGCUCAUGACUUGGAUGGUUACCCCUUCAGUUAUCCCUUCAGCUUUACUGUCAUUGAUGAGCCAGAAGGGACAGCAGAAAACUGGAUAAUUGUAUCUGGAAAUGACACCAGUGUGCAGCUGGUACCACAAAACCUGAAGCCAGGCAGAGCUGAAGUUCCCAUGCUAAUAAAGGAUUUCCAAGGGGUCAGCUGUGCUCUGCCCCAGUCUCUGCAGCUGACUGUUUGUGAGUGUACAGAUGAUGGUGUGUGCCAGGAGAGGUUUAUUGGAGCAAAGUCAGUGGGUCUGGGACCAGCAGCAAUUGCACUAAUCAUCUUGGCGUUUUUACUUCUGCUGCUUGUUCCACUGUUGCUGCUGCUGUGUCCGGGUGGCAUGGGAGCCAAGGGAUUUGGUGGAGCAAAGACAUUUACUGACAUACCAGACCACAGUGAAGCGAUGCUGCGUCAGUGGAACAGUGAAGGAGCAGCUCCUGAGGAGAAGGCAUUGCUAAGCUUCAUUCCACCCACUGCGCUUGGGAACGUGAAAGGAGGAACAACAGCAGCGGCAGCAGGAGCAGCAGCAGGAAUGAGUGGAGAAGGAGCUCUAAUAGGAGCAGGCAGCUCUGUCUCUCAUGUAGGAGAACAUCACAGCACCAUUACCAGGGAAAGAUGGGAAGAGCAAAGGCGUCUUCUUUCUGCUACUGACUAUGGAGCCAUGGCAGCUGGAGCAGCUGAGGGCAUGGCAGGUGUGGAUGGGAAGACAGUCAUGUCUGGAGGAGGAGUUGCUGUGGGAGCGGCUGGAGCCAUGAAUGAAGAAUUCUUAAGAGACUACUUCAAUGAUAAAGCUGUCUCUUUUGCGGAAGAAGAUGAAGAGCAAGCUGCAAAAGACUGUCUCCUGGUUUAUUCCCAGGGAGAAUCAGGCUCCCCUCAUGGCUCCGUUGGCUGCUGCAGCUUUAUUGAGGGGGAUCUUGAUGACCAUUUUCUUGAUGAUUUAGGAGACAAGUUUAAGACUCUAGCAGAAAUAUGUAUAGGUAGACAGAUCAACAUGAAAGACGGUGGCUACAAGAAUGAAUCAGGUUUUGGUCUUAGUGAAGCAAAGUCACAGUCCUUACAUCAGCAAACUGCUUCCACCUCUGAACAAGCGUUUGCCUCAGGCAGUGGUUUCCAGUCCAUCCCACCCGUACAUACAGGCAGUAGCACAGGAGAAAGCACCCUGUCCAAGGAGGUGGUCACAGAAACAGCCUUUUCAUCAUCCCACUCUGGGCAGCACAGUGCCCAGCACCUCCCCACGGGCCACACAGAGAGCAGUGUCACCGUGACAGAAACAUCCUAUUCUGUGGGGGCUCCUGCCCGCACAGCCCCUGUCUUUUUAGACCCCCAGUUUAAGGAGAACGUAGUGGUGACAGAGAGGGUGCUGGCACCUGCAUCGAGCAUUCAGGGCAUGGUGAAAAUCCCUGAUUUGCCACAUGGAAGUAACAUGGUGGUUACAGAAAGGAUGGUGAAGUCAGCAGGUGCAGGGCCAGGAGCCCUGACAGUUCAGGAUCUUCCUGACUCGCAGUAUGUCGUGGUGAGGGAGCGAGAGAGGGUCCUUGUGCCUGCUGCAGAGCAGGGCUCGCUCAGCUUCCCCGCUGCAGCACAGGAGCACAGCACGGUGCGCAAUGAAAGGGUGGUGCAGAGCAGAGCUGAACAGGCCACAGGGGCCAGCUCAGGAAGGCAAGAGCAUGCUCUGAUCACAGACUCCCCACUUAACGUGAUGGGCUCUGACUCACAAGGGCCGUCUCAUGCCGGGGCCACACUGAGCAAGUCUUCCAGGGUCACCAAAUACAGCACAGUGCAGUACACUCGCUCAUAGCCUGGCUCCGUGCAGGGGUGGCAGUGUCCAGCACCCUUCUGUCUGCAUGCAUCCUGCCCCGGGCCUUUCCAUGAGAUCCAAAUUUGCUGGAGCUUCCAGAAUGACAUGUACUCAUUUGCACUAGUUUGUAUAAAUAUGGAUUAUAUGACCAGGAAGUUAGUGAGGAAAUCUGGUGUUAUGUUACAUUGGCCUUUGAAAUGGAAAGAUGUGGGAAAUAACUUUUUUCUCCUGGUUUGCUGGUGUUUUUUAUUGCUUUUUAUUACACAGAUAGUGAAUGAUGCCACAUAACUAGAGCUGCAUAAUUAUGGGAAAACAGGAAAAAAGUCUCCAGUCUAGUGAAGGAUAGUAGCCUGCAAAGCACAAGUAUUUGAACUGCUAUUGAAUGCAUCUGAAGUCCUCCUGUGAGGGCAAUCAGUUUCUCAUUGUGUGUUUGCCAUUGUGUUGUGGGCCAUGGUAGCUCCUCCUGAACCUUGUAAAAAAUCUUCCUGAGAAGCCCAGGCCACCAAAGCUAGUAUGCCUUCAGAGCAGUGGUGUGUUGAUCUCCUGAAGGGAUGUCACAAUUUCAGGUUAUCAGAAUUUGUAACUUAAGCAAUCAAUACUUGCAUGUUACCACAGCAGUUAAAGAGAGCAAGCAGCAAAAAAGCUGAGAACUGCAAUUUUUCAUUACCUCAGUCUAAAAGUUCCAUUACUUGAUGUGGGUCUACAUGGACAUGGACAAGUAAGCGUUUGCAUCCUGCACGUUUUUCACUUUAUUUAACUUAUGAGAAACAGCCAAGGCUUACCUUAGCCUUAGAGCCAGAGAUUCAGUCAGUGGCUUUGUCAGAAAACUUUAUAGCCCUUGUACAUCUGUAGGAUCUGAUUUUCAGGUGCAAUUUGGUAUUUGGAAUUGUUUCUGAAACUCACAGGCAUAGAAGUCAGCCUUGUGUCUGUGAGGUUCCACUAGUUUCAGUACCAGAGCUCAAGUGGCUGGUAUAGUGCUGUAUAAUGACAGCUUCCCUUGGCAAGAAGAUAACAGGAUGACAAGAUAACAGGAAGCUCCCUUUAGGUCUGCAAUAUUUGAGCUUACUUUGCUUUCCUUGAAGUUUAUGUGGUAAAAACAAGAGACAGUACUGCACUGUUUGGCAGUAUGUAUAUAUAUAUAUAUAUGCACAUGUAAAUAUUUGUAUGCUCUUUGGAACAUUCUGAAGUUAAUUUUAUACAGGAAAAAAUGCCUUACACUCCUUAUGUUUUCUGAGUAGAAGUAUUUUAGAUGAGGCAUAGGUAGUGUGUUUGUCUCAUACUUGUGAAAUCAGCAAGUUGGUCAUAAGGUACUGCAAAGCCCAUGGACCUGCAGAACUUUCAGGUUGUCUCCAUCUCCUGGAGUUUUCCUGCAGCUGCAGUGUUAUAUUUUCCACUGAUGUGUUCUGCCCUUGACUGGAAAUGCUCUCACUGUGUUUAGUUUUACUAAUAGUAAAAGUUGCUUCAAAAACAUAAAUACAUAAACUAGGAACCAUGGUUGUGCUCAACUGUGACAGCUGGGCCGUUAUGUUGAGUAGUAUUUUCAAACAUAUCAGACUCCCUGCUUGCUUGGACCUAUUGGUUAUCUCUUACACUGCGUUUUUAAAAUACACGUAUUUAUUUCUGAGCAAGCCUGCAGUUCCAAGUGGUCACUGCUCUUCUGACUUUCUGAUAGAGUAUCUUUGUGGGUUUAUGCAAUCUUAAAAUAAAGAACUCUACUGUAUUUUUUAAUUCUUCAUUCAAACAGCUACUCCAGUGAAAACACUGCCUUUCCUGCUGCAAAUAAAGAGUUUAAAAAUAGAAUGAGGACUGAGAUUUCCCAAACAGCCUCAAGGAAUAUCUGAAAGAUGCAGAGGUAAAAAUGUUGGUGUCCUGCUAUAACUUAAAAAAUGGGGAUUCUGCCUUGUGGUUAAGUGCACUAAAUUCUGUACUAACUUGAUGCAAGAUAACAGCAUCUCUGCCAUAAAUUUACUGGACUUUGAGUCAGACCUUUAAACCAGUUCGUGCUUCCAGACAAUAUGUCUGGAACAGUCUCAGUUUUAUAACAUAUUAAAACAUGUAGUUGUUAACAUCCAGGAGAAGAGGUAAGAGUGUAAUGUUUGUAUAUAAACUGCUUUCACAGAUAUACUUGUAAAGAGUCUGUUUGAAUAGAUUCAGUGAGUCUCCAUUAUUUGACUUAGCAGCUGCAGCCUUGGUACAAGUCUAUCAGCGUAUCAGCAUGUGUUAAUGCUGGCAGAACAUCCAUCAGAUUAAGUCACUCACUUCUAAUGGAGCUGUGUUUUGUAAACGAUAAAGACUGGUGGGAGGAAUGUACAGACCCAAAUUAAUGGAAGUUCCUGGUUAGCAUCUGACUACUAGAUAACCCUGAGAGGGGGACUAGCCCCAGACACUUAUCUUUGUGAGAGAUGCCUUGUUGUGACUUCAAAAGGAAAAGCAAAGUCUGUAAUUUUCUUAUCUAACAAUAAUAGAGCACAGUUAUGCUGAAAUGCCAGCAUGACAGGGAUUAGAUCCAUGCUGCUUUCUGUGAUUUAUGUUACCUGUGAAUCUUGGUAAGUAUGUUGGACUCCAUGAGUAUGAGCCAGCCUGCCACAACAAGGAUGCAGCUUGUGUCCUGCAUACCCACAAGGAAGUAUUUCUCUGUCAUCCCUCAGUAUCUAGUUGGAGCUAGGUUAAACUUUGCAAGACAAUCAAUCUUUUCCAGACUCCAUUCUUUCCUGGGAAUUUACCCAUAGUCCACCAUCAAAGGUUUAAAGCUUGUCAGGGUUAUCAGCAGUAAAUCAGUUUUUAAAAAGUAAAUCAGCUGCUAUCCUUAGGAGAGUGAUAACCGUUUAUGGCCUUGAGGCAUCUCAAAAAUGCAUCCCUCCUUCAGUGUACACUGCAGUGGUGGAGCUGGUGGUGCCUGCUGUCUCCUCUGCCAGCCCUUGAUCCUUCCUGGUUGCCUUUGAGCUUCCAGGGAGCUCAGAGUGCAUUGACAGCCAUCUGUCCUUACUUUAUGUGCAGAAAGGUUGGCCUCUGCCUGCUGCUCAUGCAGGCUUUCAAAGCACAUAGAGUUUGCACUGUUUCAAAGUAGCUUCUAAGGCCCACGUGCAGGGAGAAACAAGGCACUGGGGGUUACUGAGCAUGCAAAAGUUGCUUCCAGACAUGGGAAAAGCUGAUAGCCCUGUUAGGAAAACCUUCCACAGGCAUCUUUGGGUGGCUGCUGCUACAAAGAUGGGAUACUGGAUGACAAGAACUUUUGGCAUGAUCCAGGAAGGGCUCGGUGUCAAGUUGUAACAGGACAGCACUCACCUGAGGCAAAAUGAUGGAUUAAGAUGACUGUAUGAGGAGAAAUGGUGUUCUGCUUUCCCUGCAUAGACAGCAAUCACUGAAUAAAAAAAAUUAUGUGGGGCAGGGCCCUGAUUGCCCAAUAAGCCAUGCCUAGUGCCCCAGCCCUCUGAUGUGACUAGUGAGAGUCACUGCCAGGGAACAACUGCACGUAUGUAGCCAGUGUGACUCCUGAACCACACCAAGUGGUUGCAGUCACCAGCUCCCAGUUUCUCCUUGUGGCCUCACCCCAGGAGCCAGCGCUGCAGGUGGUCAGGUCUCCCCACCAUGUCAUAUUGCUCAGCACCCUGGCAGCCAAAAAUCAAAUGCAGAGCUGGAUAUCUCUUCCCU
Messenger RNA from Zonotrichia leucophrys gambelii, 7423 nucleotides. RefSeq names its product desmoglein-2-like. Gene Ontology annotation, molecular function: calcium ion binding. Bases 29 to 3772 code for a protein of 1247 amino acids. Gene Ontology annotation, biological process: homophilic cell-cell adhesion. Lineage: Eukaryota; Metazoa; Chordata; Aves; Passeriformes; Passerellidae. The transcript has 15 exons. Gene Ontology annotation, cellular component: desmosome; plasma membrane. The record is from RefSeq and is a predicted model, not a curated record.